AUGACGGUGAGCUUGGUGACUGGCGGGAACCGUGGGAUUGGGCUGGCAAUCUGCAAGGCAUUGGUGGAGCGCUCCAAAGACAACGUGGUGUGGAUGGGCGCACGCAACCCCGAGCGCGCAGCAGAGGCCCUGGCAACAUGGAAGAGCAGUGGCGUGGAUGAGAGCGCCCGUGAGCGCGUGCACCUCGUGCAGCUGGACGUGACAGACCAGGCGUCCGUGGACGCGGCGGCUGCCUACUUCAAGGCGCACGACGUCACACUGGACGUCCUCGUCAACAACGCCGGCGUGGCCCUGGACCUGCCGUGGAGCAAGCACCCUCCAACCGCUGCCACCUGCGACACGACCAUGGCGGUCAACGUGCGCGGCGUGCAGCGCGUGUUCCAUGCAAUGCGGCCCUUGCUGGCCAAGGACGCGCGGGUGGUGAACGUCUCCUCCGGUGCGGGUCCCAUGAACAUGGAGAAGACAAGCGAGACCCGACAGGCUACCUUGCUUGCCGACGACUUGACCGAAGACACGCUGGACACGCUCGUGGAGGAGUUUAGCGCGGAGUACAAACAGGCCGUGGAUGAGAGCGCCAAGGCGUCCACGACCCUGCCGUGUGCGUCGCCCACUGGCUGGUGGCUGCAGGCGUACGGGUUUUCCAAGGCCGCCGUCAACGCGCUCACGCACAUCUGGGCACGCGACAACAAGGACCUGCUCGUCACUUGCUGCACGCCCGGCCUUGUCGACACGGAUAUGGUGGCCAGCUACACGGGCAGCAGCACCAAGAAGAGCCCGGAGGAGGGAGCCGCCACGCCUGUCUGGCUGGCAACGGCGCCGCGCCAGGACAUCCAGAACGGACGCAUGUACGGCAACGACUGCAAGCUCUUGCCAUGGCAACUGCACGCUUACUCGCCGCUGACCUUGCACACACAAGCUGGUGCUUCCAAAGCAAACUCGUAA
This is a messenger RNA of Salpingoeca rosetta, 942 nucleotides long. RefSeq names its product short-chain dehydrogenase/reductase SDR. The transcript is spliced from 2 exons. The record is from RefSeq and is a predicted model, not a curated record. Bases 1 to 942 code for a protein of 313 amino acids. Gene Ontology annotation, molecular function: oxidoreductase activity. NCBI's taxonomy places the organism in Eukaryota, Choanoflagellata, Craspedida, Salpingoecidae.